Endocarpon pusillum Z07020 is the source of this 354-nucleotide messenger RNA. RefSeq lists its product as uncharacterized. The transcript is spliced from 2 exons. The record is from RefSeq and is a predicted model, not a curated record. NCBI's taxonomy places the organism in Eukaryota, Fungi, Ascomycota, Eurotiomycetes, Verrucariales, Verrucariaceae. The coding region runs from base 1 to 354 and encodes 117 amino acids.
AUGAGCGGUUCUUCGACCCAGAAUGGUUUACCCGCAGCCCCACCGAUAAAGAAUCGCACCAUCCGCGGCGUAGCCGAAAAUACAGCGAUGCAGAUCGAGAUGGACCUGUUUGAGCGUGGGGUCAAAGAAAAUCGCGACUUUUUGAUUCUAGUCCUUCGAUGGGAAAGGAAAUAUGCGGCAGCAUCUAAGUAUCUGUACGCCGAGCGACUCAGAGCCGCUCUGCAGCGCAUUCAUGAUGGGCAGCCCUUACCUCCUGUUGGUCGUCCAUUCAUAACAGAGGAUGUCUUUCCGACGGCGGUAACUGCAUCGCCGGCUACAGCAGCACCUGUGCCCAGGCCUGCGAGGAGCAGCUAG